Trichoderma asperellum CBS 433.97 is the source of this 1379-nucleotide messenger RNA. The record is from RefSeq and is a predicted model, not a curated record. NCBI's taxonomy places the organism in Eukaryota, Fungi, Ascomycota, Sordariomycetes, Hypocreales, Hypocreaceae.
CGCUAACGACCUGCACGAGUGUGGGGCAAAGUCCACUCCAAGCAUCACAUCUAGUUGGGCAGGCAUUUCCCAACUUACAACACUCUCCUCCUCAGCUAAACAUCCUGAGUCGACCCUUUUGCGUGCGUUUGACUGCGUUAUUGGAUAUUCGUUUUGAGGCCCAGUUAUUACCAGUUAUUGAGCAGUUCCCAACGCCCACACUCCGCUGUGCCUGCAUAUCCCCGCCCCCCUCUUGCUUCUGUUGCAAUAUUGCUGGUCUUGGUCCGAAUCAAAAGCAUUUAGAAUUCGACCCACAAGUGGGAGACUCUCCUCAUCUCGCAGACGUUGACGUGGAUCUCCGACCCGUCUCGAAAAUCGCUGGUCUUGAUUCGGCUGUUGAAGACGAGGAAGCCGAAUUCGUUAUGAGAUGCUCACUACCUCCCCACAAAGAACCAGUGGGGUUUCGGUUCUAUGACGAAUACGAAACCCAUUACCACCAAUUUCACACAAACAGGUGCAUUGAAUGCCGCAAGAAUUUUCCCACAGAUCAUCUUCUCAAUGUGCACAUUGAAGAGUGUCAUGACCCACUGGCGAGGGUUGCUAGAGAGAAGGGAGAGCACACAUAUUCUUGUUUUGUUGAGGGAUGUGAGCGCAAGUGCAUGACUCCCCAGAAGAGGCGACUUCAUCUAAUAGACAAGCACAUGUACCCAAAGAACUUCUUCUUCGCCGUCACAAAAGACGGAAUUGACGGGAAACGUUCUCUUCUAAUCGAAACUGGCCGUAGGCGGAGAUCGUCGGCUGGUUCUCAAUCACAGGCGAAGGAGUUAAGGCGCCAUGCAAAUACCUUGGAAAAUGAGGCGUCACAUUCCGAUGACAAGUCACGGACAUCACGGCCAUCACAGCCUCCUACUACGGUGGAUAAGGGCGAGGCGAAGCCAGAGAAAAUAGAUACUGAUAUGACAGAUCUUACUGGAGCCAUGUCAGCGUUACAGUUUGUGCCACCCAGCGUCCGAUUCGGCCGAGGCCGAGCAGGAUUCUCAAAGAGGUAAAGGGAAUCAAGCGGAGUGAACUCUUUCGGUCUCAACAUAAUACCCAAUCUAUAUCCUCUCUCUUUUUUUUGUCCUUUAUCGGAACAUUUCAAUCGUAAUUUGACGCCCGACGCCCUAACGCCUUUAAACAUUCUCCGGCUCAUAUCUCUAUAUUCGAAUCAGAAUUUUCGGAAUUCAGGGGCAAUAGCCCCCUAUUAGUCGCUAGAUGCACAUCCUCUGCAGCCGCAGCUGACGCACUGCAUAUCGCUAUCUUCUUUCAGCUGAGCCCUCGGUACCCGGCAGAUGCAAGUACUGUUGAAGUUGGUUUCCUUGGUUUGAACACAGCGCAAACAACAGAGUUUCUCGUAACCU